AGGAAUUCCUGGCGCAAGCUAGCAUAGCUCAGUCACUUUGACAGCUACAUUAGCAUAAUGUCAAGAGACCUAUCGCUAGAAAUAAUUUUACCAGAUUUGAAUAGAAACACGACGUAGAGUUGGUGUCAGUUGCGGAAAUACGCUUGGUCUGCGACAAUCAAACCAGAGCUAGCUAGGUGAAUUAACUAGCGUUAGCCUGAUUAACGCUAGCUAGCUACGUCAAGAGAGCUACAGAGAAAAGCGGCAUGGUGCAGCCCCAGGCAGACAUAGCCCUGCAGUGGGAGAUGGCAGGGGACGAGGGUGGCGUGCAGCCCCAGGCAGACAUAGCCCUGCAGUGGGAGAUGGCAGGGGACGAGGGUGGCGUGGCUCUUCAGGUUCCUGCUGAGCUGGCAGCCAAUGAGGUGGUGACUAGACUACUGGGAGACAACCAGCAGCUCCGAGAGGCGUUGCAGCGCAGCAACCAGGCCCUGCGUGAGCGCUGUGAGGAGAUGGAGGAAUGGCAGCGGAGGUCUAGAGAAGAGAGGGAGUUCCUCAGCUGUCGUUUCCAGGAGGCCCGGGCGCUAGUGGAGAGACUGGCCAUGGAGAACCACAGCCUCACCAGCCUGGCCAGCCCCUCUAGCCCCUCCAACCCUGGAGCGAACCAAGGCCUUCUGGUCAACGGCCCCAGCCAUGGCUCGGAGACCAACGGACCUAUGGCAACCUCUCUGCCCGCAGGAGGAGGUAACGACUUUCUCCAGCUGCUGAAGAGCCACAAAGAGAAGUUAGAAGAAGGGAUGAAAGAUCUGAGGAGGAGGAAUGAAGAGCUGGAGAAAGAGAGGGAGGAGGGAGAGAGAGAGAGAGACUGCCUUCAUCGCUCGGUUGAGCAACUCAGAACCAAACUGAGUUGUGGUGUUACCGAGGAAACGGUUCAGCGUUCCGAUGCCCCGCCCUCCUCUGACAGCUCCCACCUGGCCAAACUCACAGAGCAGCUUCAAGCCACACAGGGCAGGUACAGAGAGCUGCAGGAGAAGUUAGAUUCCCUCCAGAAGAGUUCAGCUCAGAGAGACAGAACUGAAGUGCUGCUUAAACAGAAGGACAAGGACUGUGCCCAGCUGGCUAAGGACGGCGAGGCGCUGAAGGCCCAGGUGACGUCUCUCCUGGGAGAGCUGAGAGAGAGACAGAGCUGUCUGGACCGGAGCCAGCAGGACCGCAACAUACUGGACGACAGGUACGACAACGUGUGGAGAGGUGUUGCCUUUAACUCCUCCUCCCGCAGCGUGGGAUUGUCUGCAGAGGGAGUGACUGGAGGCGGGGCUGAAGAGCUUCCUGACUACCGCUGUCCAAAGUGCCAGUACCAAGCCCCCGACAUGGACACACUGCAGAUACAUGUCAUGGACUGUAUCCAGUAACACACACACACACCUAGAAACACACACACAGAUGUGGGGGUGGGGCUGAAACGACAGUAGAUCAUCAGCAUGAUGAUGUCAUUGUCAUAGACCUCUCUCCUUCUCAUCUCUCUCCCUCUCUACAGUCCUCCCCCACACUCACACCUCCCUCACUCCAUCCCUCCCUCCAUAUCAAUCUCUCCAUAUUUUAUUUAUUUAACUAGGCACGUCAGUUAAGAACAAAUUCUUAUUUUCAAUGACGGCCU
Messenger RNA from Salvelinus namaycush (lake trout), 1633 nucleotides. It is a transcript of the gene ikbkg, whose product is annotated as inhibitor of nuclear factor kappa B kinase regulatory subunit gamma. Gene Ontology annotation, cellular component: IkappaB kinase complex; cytoplasm; nucleus. The transcript is spliced from 9 exons. NCBI's taxonomy places the organism in Eukaryota, Metazoa, Chordata, Actinopteri, Salmoniformes, Salmonidae. The record is from RefSeq and is a predicted model, not a curated record. Gene Ontology annotation, molecular function: K63-linked polyubiquitin modification-dependent protein binding. The coding region runs from base 246 to 1388 and encodes 380 amino acids. Gene Ontology annotation, biological process: positive regulation of canonical NF-kappaB signal transduction.